AUGCCAGCUCUCGUGAUUGCCACCAAGAUCCCUGAAUGGUCAGCCUUGCUUAAGGUAACUUGGCAAAAUUCCUCUGCCUCCUUGGAAGAAGAACUGUUUGAAUCACUGCUGGAUGCAAAUGCUCUGUACCAGACUCACAGAAAUGGAAAUGGCCCCCUACUAGUGAAUAUCACUGUGGUGAUGUCCAAUGUGCUAAAUGUGGACAUCUUGAAAUAUACAAUCACAUCUGUUCUGGUCUUGAAUCAGUCAUUUUUUGUGUCCAGUCCCUGGCACAGCACUCACAGCCCUGAGCUUGAGAGGUUACGCAAGUGUGCUUUGAACAAAAGGUUUGAUAUCAUAUGGAGGGAGGAAUCACCUAAUGUGGUACUUCACAGUGAUGGGAAAAUCGAAUUUCAACUUGCACUUCGCAUUGACAGCAACUGCAACUUUGACCUCUUCUAUUAUCCGCUAGACAGCAGCCAGUGCUUUUUGAGCUUCUUCUCACUGGCCAACAAAGCCAGUGAGAUGGAAUUCAAAGUCUCCAUUGAAAAUGAAAUUCUGAAUUUAAAGCGUGAAUAUCUCAUCACAAGUGUGAACAUCACAAGCCAAAGGAAUAUGCCACAUCCUUAUUUUGUGGUCAUGAUAAAUCUAAAAAACACAGGAAUACGAGCCAUCCUUUCCUUGGUAGUGCCAAGCAUUGCAGUUGUGGUAGCGGAUCUCUGUGGCUUCUUUAUCCCUCUCCAAGACAGAUUGUCAUACAUGGUCACUUUGCUUCUGGCAUAUCUAGUCUUCUACUCAUCUUUCAUUGGCUCCCUACCAGGAUCAUCUUCCUGCGAUCCUCUGCUCAGUUAUUACUACACUGGCCUUCUGAUAUUACUAUUCCUUAGCACAACUGAAACUAUCUUGGUGCUGAAGCUGGUAACCGAUAAUGUAAAUCUUUGCUUGGAUUAUGGAUUUAAAGCAAAAAAGAAGAUUGUGGAACAGAUGAAGAGUCAUCACAUCUCAGACAUAGUUCUGGCACUUUGGACAGGCUCUUCUGCUUCAUCUUCUCAGGUCUGGUGA
This is a messenger RNA of Candoia aspera, 1041 nucleotides long. It is a transcript of the gene ZACN, whose product is annotated as zinc activated ion channel. Gene Ontology annotation, cellular component: synapse; neuron projection; plasma membrane. The coding region runs from base 1 to 1041 and encodes 346 amino acids. Gene Ontology annotation, molecular function: serotonin-gated monoatomic cation channel activity; acetylcholine-gated monoatomic cation-selective channel activity. The transcript has 9 exons. The record is from RefSeq and is a predicted model, not a curated record. Gene Ontology annotation, biological process: regulation of membrane potential; nervous system process; chemical synaptic transmission. Lineage: Eukaryota; Metazoa; Chordata; Lepidosauria; Squamata; Candoiidae.